AUGCAUGUAGCUGCACGCACACUGCACGCACUGUGCCACCAGGCGCUUACCUCGAUACUAGAUAGUCCGCUUGUCACUGGGCUCACGGCCGGCCUCAGAUUUGUGACACAUCCACAAACGCAAAACUGUAUCCAUGCAGAACGCUGACCUGUACUUCUUCAGCCGAAUUCGACGCUAGCAGCCACAAACCACGAUACAACAAAGGGCAUACAACGCCUUUCUGGUUAAUGCGCAGAAACGCAGAAACGCAGAACACAAACCCUGGACAGAUUAGCGAGCGCCAGACAAAAAAAAAUUGCAGGGGUCAACGUUGCCUUGCCGGUAAACACGAGCGUGGGCCGUAGGCGCAGAGAUGGAGGAGGACGACCAACAAGCAACAUGUGGUCAUGAGAGGAGCUUAGAAGACAGUAAAUACAGUUCUAAAGAGUCACCGGGUCAUACGCGAGACGAUGCGCCAGCAAUUGAGAAUUUGCACCAGUACAAUGGCCAAGAUGACGCUCCUCCAUGGGCAAACUACAAGGCCAAGGACGGAUCGAUUGAUGGCUGCAGGUCUGGACACUCUAGAACUUCAAAUGCAGAUUACCGCAGUAAGAUCUUGACGAGAUCCGCACCAUCUCUCAUCCUUCAACAACAGGCAAGACCCCGCACAUCACUUGAUGAUCUACAGACGCGCCACCCGAGACGAUUACCGUCGGAAUGCCGGACGGCCAAUGCAAGCGCAAUCGCUCUACCCUCAUCUCGUUCCUCUUCAAUAGAUCAGCUGUCCAGCCGAAGUCUACGCCAGACUAGCGAGCCCAAGUCUGAGAAACAUUCAACAGUGCAACCAGACCGCGCAGCUCUCCCUAGAGGGGAGCGCGAACAUGGGAGAGCAAGAUUACGAGCGGACUUAGUCUCCGAAGAAGAAGUGAUUAAAAGAGAAGAACCCCAGAAAGUGAAGGACGAAGCUGCAAGGGAGCGAUCACAGCAAUCGCUUUCACCAGAGCGUGAACCAAUCAGGCAGCGACCCGAAGGCGAUACACCGCGACGGCCAGAGCUGAGCAAGCUCUGGAAAGCAGUCUUGAUAGCCUUAGAGUCAAGCGGAAAGCUUCGACAAAACCCAAAGCAGCAAGUGCAGGAGGUGCAACAGGCGACGAACAACAAUGAGGCACAUACCUAUCGCAUGAGUUUGCUCACAUCGGCCGACCGCUUUUCGAAUCUACACCAUGCUAGUGCUGUAACUACACGGCACAUUUGGAGUUCACACAUCAUUUUGUAUGAUAUACUCGAGACACAGCAGCCUAGUGCCUCUGCUCCCCAAAUUCUCUGGCCUGACGCACAUUCGCACUCGGCACCGACAUAUGAGGAAUUCCGGAAUACAUUGCGACGUACUCCAGCUCGGUGUCAUCUCAGAAUGAUCUUUGUAGAAGAUCUAAAUCCUUCAUUAAUUGAUUACCUAGGUGCCGCCUUCCAAAUUCCACCAGGUGUGUUCGAAAAACAUUUGGAUGGCUCUGGCUUUGCAGACGAAUCCUCCGAAGACAAGACGCCAGGGCGAUGGCUGAAUCACUCUUCUAGCCCUGAUUGUUCUUCGUUGACCUGGUUCCGGCCUGUAAUCCCUUUACUUCCCGUGGCUUCAAACUUCCGCAGUCAGCUGCUCCGCGAUCUACGUCCGAAAGUCAAUUGUAUGCUGGAAGGUUGUGGGAAGGUACAUGAGUUGCAAACAACUGCCAACAUCUUGCGUCGCAACGUGACAUUAUGCCCAUGUCCUGGAGCUUAUCUAAAGGGCUCUGACACCGAGUACCCUAUUGCAUGGGAAGAGAGGGUGACAAUCUUCACACGGUGGAUUGACGGCUGUAAAUUUGCUAUUGUGCUACUCGAUCCGCUGCCCUUCACCAGAGUUGGGUGGAGUACCGAUCAAGACCAGCAGAAGGAUGCCGCUCGUUCCAAACUCAAGAUAGUACGCGUCAAUGCUCCGAACACAGAGGAACCUCAGAACCAUAGCAUUGAAGGCUGGGUUGCGCAACAACGGCCGCUCUCUACUGCGGCUGCGCAUCCAAAAUCUGCAAGAUCUUCGCUCGCAUCAAAUGUAAAUGUUGCAGCGGAUGAUCCGCUACCACAUGCUGAUUCACCCAAUACCCACCCCUCCGACUCAGCAAAACGGCCUGCGGGUAUAACAUUUCUAGACUCAUCGGCCGAAGCUAAGACGAGCCGUGCGUAUGUCACGGGUGCUACAGCUGACGCUAUAGGAGUAAUCUCAUCAGCGACAGGACCUCGACAGCGAAAUACAAGAUUUGUUAUCAAACGGAUGUCAAGCCGGAACCGCAAAAGUGGCAUCUCACCGACUCGAGCCACACACAACACAGCAGACAAAAUCGAUAUGGAUCGGGCAAGGAGUAUCCAUUCUUUGGAGUACCGAGCCCAUGAUUAUGACCGGGUAAUUCCAUAUCAUCCUAUCAAAGCUGGAUCCUCAUCUUCCGCGAUGCUCGGCGACACAUUUACCACGCUUGAUAUGCCAGCGUAUAUCGAGCGCCUCCAUAUUCCCUUCUCUGUAAUCGGAGAGUUCCAAGCUGCUUUGCAGCCAACGGGAAAAGGCAAGGAAAAGAUACACGACCCACUCCAGAUACUUUUCAGGAUCAUUCACGAUGAUUGUCAUAAUCUGACCGAUGUCAUACGCGACUCAUUGCAUCGCAUACGCCAAGACACGCUGGAUGAAGAUGUGAUGCAACAGCGGGUUACAUACUGGAGAAAGCUACUUCAUCGCUUCAAUUCCAGUCUUGCAGAGGUCGACCAGCAACUGCGGUCCUUGACACACUUCCAGAAUGACAAGGAACUUUUUUACCUUGGCGGCAAUCAACGGACCGAAUUACCAUCGGAGAGACUCGCAAGGGACACGAGUCAAACCUUGAGGAACUGUCUUAAUCUCGUCGAAAGAUCCUCUACAGCAUUGCUUACCGAGAUGCAGAUAGUUGACAGCCGAAGAAGCAUUGCGGAGGCUGAAAGCGUGUCUAAACUUACCGAGCUAGCAUUCGUCUUCAUCCCGCUGUCCUUCGUUGCAAGCCUUUUCAGUAUGCAAGUCAAAGAACUGAGCGACGGAGUGCCGCUUUACGUCUUCACACUCGCUGCUGUGGCCACUGUCUUUAUAGCUUACACUAUGCGCCUCAGCAUUCGCAGCUCUCGCCUCAUCGAAUAUAAGACCCAGAUCUUGGGUCAAAUCCAUGCUGAAUCGCACGUCCCGCACAAUCAGCCAAUACCGACACGAAUAGUGCUAGCAUGGCUACACACCACGAUCGGCAGGUUUCUAUCCGGAAAAUCUACUAAGGUUUUCGUCAUUGUCUUCCCAGUUGUGCUAGUAGGAGCGCUUAUUGCUACCCUUCUUAGUCCUGUCAUCUUACUCUGGCUACGUGGCAUUGAUAAAGGCUUCACCAUUAUAAUAACCAUACUUGUACUUUCUUCGAACGCCAUACUUCUCAUUCCACUCGCAAAAUUUGGGUACCAAGCGCUUGGUACUAGUCCGAUGAGCAUAAUUCGCGACAUUCGAAGGUGGCGCAGAGAUAGCCAAAAGAGAAGAACUAAGUCAAAGAAACAAAGAAGAUAUCCAGACCCAGAAGCUCAAGCUCGCUCAAGAGAUAGUGGUAGUGGCGAGCGCGUCAGAGAACACGGUCCCAGAUCUUCGGAAAACGACUCGAGCCAUUCCACCAGUGGAACGUAGUAAUUAUUUUCAGUUGUGCCUGGUAAAUAUAUGGGAAUGUAUAAAUCAAUGGACGAUCAGUAGCCCAUUACUCAACGACAAACGUUCCAUAAACAUGCAAAUCAUCCCUCGUCCUCCAUCUUCCUGCUACGAAUAUCUUUUCACCCUCC
Molecule: messenger RNA, 3834 nt
Organism: Alternaria rosae
Lineage: Eukaryota; Fungi; Ascomycota; Dothideomycetes; Pleosporales; Pleosporaceae
Exons: 4
Coding region: 353-3685 (1110 amino acids)
Biological process (GO): metal ion transport; transmembrane transport
Cellular component (GO): membrane
Molecular function (GO): metal ion transmembrane transporter activity
Source: RefSeq, a predicted model, not a curated record